AUGGGUAGCGUACCGCAGAAGCAGCCCACCGAGGCCGAGCUGCUCGCCACCAGUGCCGGCUAUGUCCAGACCUUCCCUGCGCCUGGUCUUCGCCGAACUGUCCGCCACAUCACCGGCCACAACGACAAGGGCGAGGGCAUCUUCAUGACCACCGACUGCGGCGAGCACCACCGUAUCAUUGGAAACGAGCAGGCGCUUGCCAACAUCAUCUACUCCACCAAGGAGACCCCUGUUGAUAUGGCUGGUGAUGCCGACCUGAAGUAUGCCAAGGAGAACGAGCCUGGACUGCACAUCCACAAUGGCUCGGUCGUGCGUAUGAUGGACUUUGCUCCCGACGUGCUCUCGCCGAUGCACCGUGCUGUCUCACUCGACUAUGGCAUCGUGAUCGAGGGAGAGUUCAAGCUGAUCCUUGAUUCUGGUGAGACCAGGAUCAUGCGACAGGGUGAUGUCAGCGUGAACCGUGCUUCUGCUCACCAGUGGCACAACAUUACCGGCAAUGGCACCCUGCCCGGCCGGAUGAUGUGGGUUCUCCUCGACUGCAAGCCGCUGACCAUCGCCGGCAAGGAGCUGGGAGAGGAGCUCAACGAGCUCGCUCCUUACUAUGUUCAGAAGUAG
Molecule: messenger RNA, 615 nt
Organism: Geosmithia morbida
Lineage: Eukaryota; Fungi; Ascomycota; Sordariomycetes; Hypocreales; Bionectriaceae
Product: Cupin domain
Exons: 2
Coding region: 1-615 (204 amino acids)
Source: RefSeq, a predicted model, not a curated record